Molecule: messenger RNA, 1782 nt
Organism: Triplophysa dalaica
Lineage: Eukaryota; Metazoa; Chordata; Actinopteri; Cypriniformes; Nemacheilidae
Gene: lmo4b
Product: LIM domain only 4b
Exons: 5
Coding region: 385-882 (165 amino acids)
Source: RefSeq, a predicted model, not a curated record
CACAAGCGACAACCAUCGUCGAGAAAUCAUUGCAGAAGGGUUACAAACAGAGACGCUCGCACCAUCACAGACCCGAUCGAAUGGAAAUUACGAAAGACGUUACCGAACGCUCUUUCUACAAGACUACAUGCGAUCGUUCCGGUGAUAACCAGAUCAACUGAAAAAGGGGGACGGCAAGAGUGGAAAUACAAUCUGAAAACUCCAUUUGCUUGACUCGAACACAGCAUUUACGUUACAUAGAGCAGUCAGAAGUAUUCAUGCACGCGCUCCGUCAGUGAGUUUGUUGGACUGUGCGCAGUAUUUUUAUUGACUCUCGAGAAAACAGACUGCUUAUUUCUCAUCAAUCAUUCAGCCAUUACAUUUGAAAGAGACAAAAGAGACAUAAUGGUGAACCCUGGAGGAAGUGCCCAGCCACCACCUGUCGGAGCAGGCUCUCUGUCGUGGAAGCGUUGUGCAGGCUGUGGGGGAAAGAUUGCAGAUCGGUUUCUCCUGUAUGCCAUGGACAGCUAUUGGCACAGUCGCUGUCUGAAAUGUUCUUGCUGCCAGGCCCAGCUCGGAGAGAUCGGCACAUCCUGCUACACCAAGAGUGGCAUGAUUCUUUGCAGAAACGACUACAUCAGGUUAUUUGGGAACAGUGGGGCAUGCAGCGCAUGUGGUCAGUCUAUCCCAGCCAGUGAACUGGUUAUGAGGACACAGGGAAACGUGUACCAUCUCAAGUGUUUCACAUGUUCUACCUGUCGGAACCGGCUGGUCCCUGGAGACAGGUUUCACUACAUCAACGGCAGCUUGUUCUGCGAACACGACAGACCCACAGCACUCAUCAACGGCCAUUUGAGUUCACUGCAGACUAAUCCCCUACUGCCUGACCAGAAAGUGUGUUAGGACGGUGGUGUUGCUCAAAGCAGGAUGUGUGCCUUCAUUUCAGUCCCUUGCUCAUUGUCGCUGAAGACCUUUCAGAUCUGCCCCCAUCCCACUUCUUUCCUCAAUCAACGAUAUUCAAACCAGAGCGCUAAUCUCAGGCUUGAGCUCCCCCUUGACCUGCAAUAGCCAGAGACCCCUUUUAACAGCCCUUUACUCCAAACUCCUGAAUCAUGGAUGGAAAAUACCCAUGAGGCCCUGUAGGGGGAACACUGAGGACUCUAUGAACUGACCAAGACGAGACUUUUAAUCCUGAGGGACUCAAAGUCUGACACAGAGAGUACAGAGAAAGACACCAGGCAACGGAUGUUUGGGGUAGAAAGGGUGAAAAAAUGACACUAAUGAACUGCAGCAUUUUUUGCAUUCAUCUGCGUACAUAACACUUGUUUCAACAUUACUGGGGGAAUACUGAAUUUUGUUUUCCUUUAUAUUUUUUGUCAUACGUUGUCUAUUCUCCUUUUCUUCGCAACAUGGUAUCUUCUCUUUCUAUAUUUUAGAUGUUGUAAAGGGAAUGUGUUUCAUUUUGGAUAAUAUAAAAAUCUUAAAGACUGGGUUCAGAGAAGUAUCCGUGGCUUUUUUGUGGAAAUCAAAUCAUGAACACUCUUGGUGUAUUUGUGAAACUACCAUGUACAGUACAGUAUGUAUGCAUGUAAAUGUUUUUGUCCCAUUGUGGCUACAGUACAUACUACACAGCUAAACCUGGUCCCUUGAACCUAAAACCAUGCAACCAACCAACAAAAAAUGAAGCUCAUACCUUUCAACAGUACAUGCAGAGUGAGAGAGAAUUUUAUUUGUGAUAUUUUCAGAGACAUUUGCUCCAAUAUGGUGUAUUUAAUAAAUAAAAAAAUGAGAUUUAAAAAAGUC